AUGGCCCGUUACGUGACACUACUUCUGCUGCUGUUGGCUUUGUGCGUAAUGAGCGCAGAAGCGUACAAAUGCAGAUGCACUCGCAAAGGGCCGAAGAUCCGCUACAAGGACGUGCAGAAGCUGGAGAUCAAACCCAAACACCCGUUCUGUCAGGAGAAGAUGAUUUUAGUGUGGUUUGGCAGCCGCCGCCGCAGCAGCCGCAGCAGCCGCAGCAGCAGACGACAGAUGGUGUGGAUCCAGACAGUGCUCUCUACUGCCCCCUACAGACCACUCACAGAUGUCCUCACGCACAAACAGGUGGCUCUGGCUCCACACGCAGCAGGUGAUAACAAACGCCAAGAGCAGAACGAGCAGAAAGAGCAGAACGAGCCCGAGUCGGAGGGAAUAAGGAACAGUUAG
Messenger RNA from Knipowitschia caucasica, 399 nucleotides. The record is from the annotation of a GenBank genome assembly. Lineage: Eukaryota; Metazoa; Chordata; Actinopteri; Gobiiformes; Gobiidae.